Messenger RNA from Triticum turgidum subsp. durum (durum wheat), 3672 nucleotides. The record is from the annotation of a GenBank genome assembly. NCBI's taxonomy places the organism in Eukaryota, Viridiplantae, Streptophyta, Magnoliopsida, Poales, Poaceae.
AUGCUACUCCGGACUCCACCGCAGCGGAAGCGGCGGGCCGUCUCCGACGCCGACCCCGACGCCAACCUCGACCUCGACCUCGCCGUCGCCGUCGCCGUCGCCACCGGACGGACCCCCGUCUCCGACCGCCGCCUCGUGCCCUACGACUGCCCCACGGCCCUCGUGUCCGCCUCCGGCGGCGAGGAGCCCUCCGACGACAUGGUCUGCACAUACCACUGCCGUCAGAUGGUGAAAUCGGAGUUUGUGGUGGCACUGGACACCGCGGAGAAGGCGGUUCAGGAGUAUCGAGUAAAGCUUGACACAUUGGAGAAACAGUUAUCCAAGAGUGAGGAUGAAAGGACUACAUAUCAUGAUAAACUGAACUAUGUUGAACAAGAACUAGCAGCAACAAAAGGGCGGGAGACUGCAUUGCAAGAACGGUUAUUGAAGGAGCUGGGCGAGUAUCAGGAGCGAUACAGGCAGCAAGUCAAGAAGAUAGGGGAACUUGAGGUUAAACUCAAUAAAGAGAUUGAUUCUCGAAUUAGCGCUGAAUCAUCUUCAGCAUCUGCAAAGGAGUCGGUCAAGGAGUUGGAACGGGCUAUGCAGCGGUCAUCAGAAAAUUCAGAAAGGGAGAAGAAAGCCCUUCAGAAGGAACUUUCAUAUAUGCAAGAUGACUCAAAACUAUCCAUCUCUAAACUUAAUGCUGAGCUUGAAAGAAUGAGCCUCAGGGCGCAAAACUCUGAGAAGGAAGCAAAGAUGUUAAAUGAGCAGUUGGAGGACUUGAAAAAGCAAUUAAAUGAGUGUCUUCGCGAAAAGAACGAAACCGAGCUCAGACUACUGGAUUCUGCUCCUUUGUCUGUUCAGCGUAAUCCAACAGAUGAUCAGAAGUUAAUAAAACUUUUGCAAGAGGAGCUCCGGAACUAUGAAAAAGAAGUGCAUGAAGCUAGAAGAUUAAAAUCUUCCCACACAAAUGUUGAGCUGCUAAGUGAAAAGCUGUUGGAGGAGCAGAGUCGAAGGAAACGAGCCGAAACAGAAUUAUCUAAGCUGCAAGAAAUCGAAGCUAAAGCACAGAAGUUGGAGCUGGAAUUAGCAUCAUGUACAUCAUUACUUGGCAACAUACCUGAUGUGUCUUCUUACAGCAGCAUUGCAGAUUUGCAAAGGCAAGCAUUGACAGACUUGAAUAAAUUGGGUGAAGUAACAUCACGGUUGAAAGAAUUGGAGGUUACGUUGGAAUUUGCUGAGAUCAGCAAGCAACGUGCAGAAGGUGAAGCUACCCUUGCCAAAGAGAGAGCUGAAAGUGCUAGCAGGGAGGUCAAGCGGCUUGAACUUCUGCUUACUGCAGUGAGUGAAGAAAGAGAUAGAUUACGAAAAGAUCAUAAUAUGUUAUCUAACCAAAAAACUAGGGAUGGAGAUGACAUGUCAUCCAAGAAAAUGGAGUCAGAUCUAUCUCAUAUGGAAAAGGUAGUAAGAGAACUAGAGACCACUCUACACGAGCAGAGAGAACUAAUUAGUCAACAACAUGCGGAGCUCAAUCUAAUGAAUGAGAAAUUGAGCAUUGAAGCAAGAAAAGCAAAAUCAUUGGAGCGAGAGGGAGAUCAACUGCGCUCUCAGGUGGCAUUACUCGAGUCUAAGCUGGGUCAUGGGGAUUACUCUGCCUCAAGCACAAAAGUACUUCGUAUGGUGAACACUCUUGCAAUGGAUAGUGAAGCAAAGCAGACAAUAGAAGCACUGCAAGCUGAGUUAAAGAAAACAAAAGAGAGGCUGCAGGCAAUCGAAGAACUAAAAGGGCAAGCUGAUGCUGGAACUGUAGUAGAUGCAAAUGUUGCUGAAAAGCUAGCACAGCUUAAAAAUCAAGUUGCCACACUAGAGAAACGUGAAGAAAGGACCUUACACCUGCCUCGAAACAGAUACAAGGCAGUGUUUCUGGAGAGGAUCUCAGUCUUCCGAAAGGCUUGCUGCUCGCUUUUUGGUUAUCAGAUAGUGAUGAAUGAUGAGCAGCAGCCAAAUGGGAUUCAUGUAACACGAUUUACUCUGCAAUCAGUAUAUGCCCAAACCGAUGAUGAAAAACUCGAGUUUCUCUAUGAAUCAGGAAGCACCAAUAUAGUGGUCAAUGGCUACACUUCUCAACAUGAGAUUGCUCAGCAGGUUGAUAUUUUCAUAAGAAAGAUGAAUUCCAUCCCAGCCUUCACUGCUAACCUGACAAUGGAAUCCUUCAACAAGAGAACAUAUGAAGAAGUUGAGUGGAAGGCUGGUGCUGACGGUAUGGUACUAUCAGAUGGAUGCCAUUUUAGUUUGAACAAUGUAAAUACGAGCGCAUACAAUGUGAUCCCUGUGCCCGGGGCCAGGGAUGGGCAGAUAACCGGCGCUUUUCAUAACGCGAGACUGCACACAAAUAAAUCACCUCGUUCAACGGGUGCCCAACCCAAGCCACUCGUUUCCAUCCUUCUGGAGUUUCGAGUAGCCAGCCUGCUAGCUGCUUCUGGCGCAAUGAUGGCGCAGCCGCAGCUGGAGAAGAAGGCGCCCCCGCGGGCGAAGCCGCCGCUGACGGGGAAGGCCGUGGCCGCGCUCUGCGUGGCCAGCUUCGCCGUCGGCCUGCUGCUCAGCGGCUGGGUGCCGCUCCUGUCGGCGCCGAUCGGCAAGGUGAACAAGACCUCUGCUCCCUCCGGCUGCGACGACAACCGCGUAAGCAAGGAGUUAGCCGGGGAGAGGCAUGACCCCAUGGGCAUCAUGAGCGAGGUGUCCAGGACGCACCACGCAAUUCAGUCGCUGGACAAGGCGGUGUCUUCCCUGGAGAUGGAGCUGGCCGUGGAGCGCGCCCGGAGCGGCGACGCCGGCGCCGGCGCGGCGGGCUCGUCCAAGGCCCUUCAGAAGGCCUUCGUGGUGAUCGGCAUCAACACGGCCUUCAGCAGCAAGAAGCGCCGCGACUCCCUCCGCGAGACCUGGGUGCCCUCAGGGGAGAAGCUGAGGCGGCUGGAGAAGGAGAAGGGGAUCGUGGUCCGGUUCGUGAUCGGGCGGAGCGGGGCGGCGGAGGGCGGCGGCGGGGCGGCGGACCGCGCCCUGGACGCGGAGGAGGCGGAGAACAAGGACUUCCUGCGGCUGGACCACGUGGAGGGCUACCACGAGCUGUCCUCCAAGACGAGGAUCUACUUCGCCACCGCCGUCGCCACCUGGGACGCCGACUUCUACGUCAAGGUCGACGACGACGUCCACCUCAACCUCGGGAUGCUGGCAACUAGGCUGGCCAAGUACAGGGCGCGGCCCAGGGUGUACGUCGGCUGCAUGAAGUCUGGGCCUGUCCUGUCUCAAAGAGGGGUGAAGUACCACGAGCCGGAGUACUGGAAGUUCGGGGACGUGGGGAACAAGUACUUCCGGCACGCCACCGGCCAGAUCUACGCCGUCUCCAAGGACCUCGCCGCCUACAUCUCCGUCAACCAGCCGAUCCUGCACAGGUUCGCGAACGAGGACGUCUCCGUCGGCGCGUGGCUGAUCGGGCUGGAGGUGGAGCACGUCGACGACCGGAGCAUGUGCUGCGCCACGCCACCAGACUGCGAGUGGAAGAAGCGGGCCGGGAACGUGUGCGUGGCGUCCUUCGACUGGUCCUGCAGCGGGGUCUGCAGGUCUGUGGACAGGAUGAAGCUCAUCCACGACGCCUGCGGCGAAGACCAGGCGGCGGUCUGGGGCGUCGCCGCCUGA